Molecule: messenger RNA, 1317 nt
Organism: Cryptosporidium ubiquitum
Lineage: Eukaryota; Apicomplexa; Conoidasida; Eucoccidiorida; Cryptosporidiidae
Exons: 1
Coding region: 1-1317 (438 amino acids)
Source: RefSeq, a predicted model, not a curated record
AUGGCUUGUCAUGGCCAAAGAUUAAGGGUCUUAUCAAUCUCAUUUAUUCUCAUCCUAAUUAUUUUCAUUUCCUUCAAUGAGUUUUUUUCUGAUGCAUCAUCUCCAAAGCAAAAGAAAGAGCUUAAAAGUGUCAGAUUUGUUCAAAAAGGUCGGCCUCCUUAUAUAGCAUCAUCAAGCCCCGUGCCAUACUUUAGUCAUCUCCAAACAACUGUGGAGCAGGAUUCUAGCUCAUCUUCAGAAGAAGCUUCAGAAAAGGGUGCGUCUCAUUCAAAAUCUACUCAGCCAAAAUAUAGAUUUGUUCACGCCCCUGUAGGAUAUGAAAAGUCUACGGAAUCAUUGUUGGCAGAAAUACAAUCAUUGAAGGAGAUGAAUGAGAAGUUAAGUGAGGAAGUCAAAUCUCAGGCCCAAAAGAUUAAGUCUUUGAUGUCCGAAAAUAAGGAUCUCAAAGGACAAAUUGAAAGUGAAACAAAGAAGGCCAAUUCCUCCAAGUCUAAGUUAAGGAACUUAGAUGAUGAUAUAAAGAAGAAAGAAAAGCAAAAUAGUUCUUUGCUUGCCAUAAUAACACAAAAGGAUAGGAUUAUAAGUGAACAAAAAGGAGAAAUUUUCUCUUUGGAACAGAAACUCAAAGAAAAAGAUCUCAAUUUGGAAAAUAAAGAAAAGGCUCUUUUUGAAAUGGAAAAACAAACAAGUCAGAACAUUCAACAGCACAAAGCAAAAGAAGAAGAACUUAUAAAAAUCAACGAACGCCAAGAAUCAGAUGCACUCAAACUCAAGGAAAAAAUUGACUCUCUUUCCGCAACUGUGGAUGAUUUCUUUGUAAAACAAACUGCACUAGAAAAUGACAAGAAACAACUUGAAGACAAAUUACAGGAAAUGACGGACGAGAGAGAUAAAGCCAAGAGUGCCCUGAACGACUGUCUGGAAUCCCUCAAUACCAAAGAAAGUAAAACUGAGCAAGAGAAUGUUCCAAAAGAUGUUCAACCAUCAAGUACAAAGAAAACUUUGUAUGAUGCUGUUAUAAAGCAAAUGGGUGCUAUUCAAAAAAGAGAAAAAUGGGUCAAAGCUCCUCCACUUAGACGUCCGGAGGGAACUCAAAAAAGAAGUGAGUCUACUCCUGAAAUAUAUAAAGUCUUCAAAUCAUUGAAAGAAAAGGAAGAAAAAGAUUUCGAAGCCUUUGUUGUCGAAAACGGUCUACAAAAUGAAACAAAAGAGACACAAAAAGAACAAUAUAAAAAGUUCAAAGAGAGAAAUGUUUCCCCAUCUCCCAAGGGAAUCCAACAAUUUAGUCGCUUUAGAAAGGAGAGUUUUUCGGAUUAA